AUGACCACACCUUCGUCUUCUGCGGGACUGCCGCUCCGUCAAUUACGAUGGCCGCCGUUACCUGCUGUCGAUUUGCUCGAGGAAUGCCACUGGCUGGUCAACAUGGACGCCAGGAAUGCCAAUCCGACGAGAAAGUCGAAACAAUUUGAAGAACGAGCUCGUCAUAAGCUUGAUCUGCCAAACGGGGUGAUCAACAACAAAGAAUCGCGCAACCUCAGCAAGCAGAAUUCGCCGUAUCGUCGACAACUUUGCCGGCCGAAGCCACCUGCACCUUCGCCUGGAUCACCAGCUCAACGAGCGGCGAAAAGUAUCUUGAAGCUAAAGGAGGGGCUACUGCGUCUCGAUGGCACAACUCAGCCACAAGACACAUGUAUUCAAGGUGACAUUACCGGUGCUAACAUCACGCCAGUGCCACCGGUUAGCAGGUCAGGUAUUGACUCAUCGUUGAUAGCAAGUCUCGAAAUCCCCAGAGCAAGGAGUCCGAGUCCUAGCAGAGUGAAGACACCUGUACGUAGUCCAAGUAGAAAGAAGAAGAGGCCACCGACACGUGAAGAGCGUGAGCUUGCCGAGAAACGGGAACGACUCGCAGCUUGGCUCAAAGCUAACCCCGAUGCCGCCAGAGAUUUUGAAGACACUGGUCAAGGGUAUAAUUUGGUGGCACCUUACUCUGUGGAAGUUGAAUCUCGAAUCGAAUCGGUAAUGCAACGUCAAACUUCAUUUGAGUUGGGGGUGAGACUCUGGGACGACCCUGUACGCUCGUUGCUCGCAGCGGAGAUGACCAGUGAGUCAGUCUUUGGGGGUACUGUUCCGACGCGAGCCUUGGCCUUCCAGUCACCUGAACUUACCUCACCUUCGAGCAAAUCUCCACCAAAGCAGCAAUCCCCUGUUCACGGUGAGAAACCCUUUGUAUUUAUCAAUGCAGAUGAUCGGGACUUUAGUGAGGGACCUGUUGAAGUGGUUGACGCGGAACCUCACAUGUCCGAUCAUGCUCAAAAGGUGUUAGGCAUCGCUCGCGCCCAGGUCACUGAUGGUGCUGUUGGAGACGCUUUGGCCACCCUCGAAGCUGGCAUCCGUCAAUCCCUCUCGACGUCCCAGGCUCACCUGGAUGCUGCAAAUGGCUCACAUGGAGUGGGGUUUAACUACUCGGUGCUUGCUCAUAAAUGCGCGAUGAAGUUACAGAUCUACUACCGGGCACGGCAUCGCCGACGAGUCAAUCGGUUGAUACUUCUCCAGCGUCAAUGGCGUUGGUGGCACGCUCGAAGACGCGCAAUGAAGGCUUUUCAAUUUGCCAACCAGCAAGCGAUGAUCAUCCAGUGUCACUACAGACCUUGGUACACACACGUCACACAAGAGCGCAGCGCUGUGCGGAUCCAGCACUGCUUCCGCAUGUUCGAGAGUCAGAAGUUCCUUAUCCGCUUCCAGCAAGUCUGUCGACUGCUCCUGGUGAAAAAAACUCACCGUCGACAGGUCAAGAAUCGGAUACGAAUAAUCGGGAGACUAAUUUUCCGGUUCAAGAAACGUCGACGACAAAUUGCUCUUAUCCAAAAUCUCUGGCGUCGUCGUUGCGCUCAAGCUCAGCUUGCCUCAUUACUUAUUCGAGCCAUCGCGGUGGAGCGUGGUCGACGUGCCCGGGAGGACGCAUUUGUUGCUGGAAAACUAGAACAAGCUCGAAUUCACUUUCGGGAGUUCCUGAGGAACACGAAACGAGGGAAGGAACUAGUGCGUUGGCAAGCGGAGAAACCGUGGCUGCGUUUUCGACGCUUGCGGUAUUACACAAAACCCUGGGACGAGCUGCCAAUAUUCGAUAAAAUUGAGGUUAUUGCUAGGAUUCUGCCGAGUCGCACCUUUCAAGGUUUGCAAGAGCGAGCGCUUUGUCAAAUGCUGAUAGGGAAGGACAAGCAGUUGCCAGCACUCCCAAACGUACUGAGGGUAUCAGUGGAAGAGCUUAGAUUCCUUGAUGCUACGUCGGAUAUACCACCUUUUCAAAAGGUUGUUGAAAGCGGUUGUUGCCCGUGGAAGGCUGUUGUUCGUGAGAAACUGGGGCGUAUUGGUGCGAAGAUGGCGCGUCAAGCACCAGCGCUGUGGUGGACUAUGGCUAUGUACCCGAAAGAGUAUUGCGCAGCUCGGAUUUGGCCCGUUCGGACGCGUCGGCGAGAUCUGGCACGACUACAACUUGAGGACGACUUUGCGCGAGUGCUCACGUCUUUCUUGCGCGUAUGGUUCCAUCGCAUCGAUAGCAAGACAAACACCCCACGAUAUGCGUGUGAAUGGUGCUCCGAGCCUUUUGCCACAGUUCGCGAGUUUUACGCGCAUGGCAAGUGUGCAACAGCUCGAGCACGAGCAGAAGCAGAAUGGGCGACAAUGAGCAGCGACCUGCAGUUUUUACGUCGUAAGAAGUGGCGGGUCUCGAAGCAACAAGACGAUGUUCCCGUUUGGACGGAUAACUACGCGUUCGACUUGGAGGCAGCUUCAGUACGCCGUCUUAGACGCACACGUAGCCAUCGGAAGGCACUGAGACCACCGAGCACCAGCUUGUGCGAUGGAGCACACUUAUCGGGUCGAUGGAGGUGGAGAGUGUGAGGCAGACGCCUGAAGGCUCCGGACGCGAAAGUCGUUGGAUACGCAAGGACGAUCUGCGUUCGCGUUUGAUAGUUAGAAGCGAGUGGAGGGGGAUCUUGAGUCGGUGGCGUCGAGUUCUUGGUCGUCGAGCAGUGAAUUAUCGCCCGUUAUUGGUAGGAAAUGAAGUCGCGUCGAAGUUAAAAGUUGAUCGUUUCAACCGCAUUGCUUCGAAGUGGAAGGAGCUGCAGAUUCGGGUGAGACGAACGGUAUUUGGACGACAAGGGUCGAAGACAGCUCAACAAACACCUUAGGGAUCCGUCUGUUGCGAACAGUUAAGUCAUGGAUACCGGUAAUCGAUUCUUGAUCACCUCAUACAGUUGCGAUACAUGUUCGAACAAGUGCAGUGUCAAUACACUCGACCAUUUCCGUUCUCUUCGUUGAAGUUUUACCAGCUCCACCCACUUGUGUGAGCCCGUGACGUGCAGACUGCAACAUGUACAUGCAUAGCCGAAUUGCAGGGGCUUCGAAAUUCGGAAUCCCAAAGCAAGGAAGCAAUGGCUUCGUCUCGGAGUCCGCACGCGACGAGGCCGGCAGUUCAACCUGUUCUGCAAGCGGUUGUGGCUCGCGUGUUGCCCGCUGCGACGUGGCUGUGCUGUUGCGAGUCGAACAGAGUGUGGACGGCGCAUUCGUCAGAAUUGUGGGAGCUCGAGCUCCGAUACGCUGGGCAAGGUGAAACUGGAGCUGUCCCGGCUUCCGGACGGGUGGUGCGGAGGCUCUCGCCCCAAGCAGCGUCGUAGACGACGUAGACGAGCCUCGAGCGGAGCAUUGCCGCUCGCAAUACAAAAUGCAAGUCGCAGCACUCGUCGACUUCAAGCUGUACGCAUCCUCGGCGAGAGCGCUCUGCCACGAGCGCGACGUCACCCCGUUCAGCGACCGGGCUCAGCAGCCUGGGCUGGAGAUGGAUAAAUGCCUCCGCCGGCUGAGGCGAGGUAAGCAUUGCCAUUGUCAGAGCGGCGGCAGCGAGGCUGGGUUGACCAGCAUCGAAGGCAACAAAUACAGAUGCAUGUACUUCAACCUACUCUGCUAUUGCGACCCUUGAUGUUUUGUUUCCGCCGCAAGGACAUGCAUGGCAAUCGACCGCGACGCAAGGCUGGGAGCGAGGCAUUAGUAUGAGCAACAUCGGCAACGGGAGGCAUGCCUUCGAGAGCAAUGAAGUACUUGGCAAGGUUGGGACAAACAGAUUAUAGAUAUCCCCAAGAACGGAUCCAGUAACGGUGGCUGGCUGGUUUCACACUCGCUUAGGAAGACUCA
Molecule: messenger RNA, 3870 nt
Organism: Phytophthora nicotianae INRA-310
Lineage: Eukaryota; Oomycota; Peronosporomycetes; Peronosporales; Peronosporaceae
Exons: 2
Coding region: 1-2580 (859 amino acids)
Source: RefSeq, a predicted model, not a curated record